AUGUUAUGGAUUCUACGUUUUUUGACAGCUGUUGCUUUUCUCGAAACAUCGAAUACGGAGACACUCCUUCAACAAUUAUUUAAUCAAACUUACGAUGUGGAUAUGAAACCAUCUGAUGAUUUAACAAUGGUUACAAUAACUCCAAAUACAUUUAUUUUAUUAUCUAUGGAUCAGACUCAGGAGACCAUUCAGUAUUCCGAAGAAUUUUUAUUGAGGUGGUAUGAUCCAAUACUUCAUUGGAAUCAAUCUGCAGUUUCCUAUGAAAAUGAUUGGAUCAAAAUAUCCGCAAGUCGCGCCUGGAUCCCUGAUGUUAUUUUUACAAAUGGAAUCGAUAUGGAUCCACUUCUUGAUAAGGACAUGCAAAUGGCAGAUCUUCGUUAUAAUGGAGAAAUCCGUACAAGUCGUCCUGCAGUUGUUAGUUCACCUUGCCCGCUUGAAAUUGACAAUUUUCCAUAUGAUGUUCAAAAGUGUAAUAUUUCAAUGGGAUCAUGGGCAUUUGAUAGAAGAUUUCUUUCGGUCCAGUCUUCAACGAUUGAGAUUUUACCACAAAAAGGAAGAUUUGAGGGAAACAGCGAAUGGGAGCUCAUAUCAAUUCUCACCGUCCGUUCCGACAGCUAUGACACUUUAUUAGAAGAAUGGUUUUCUGAAAUUACAUAUGUUGUCACAUUAAAGAGAAAGCCAGUUUAUUAUGUACUUGUUAUCCAGGCUCCCACUUUCAUUUUAUGCACUAUCACAAUAUUCGGUCUUUUCACACCGAAUAGUAAUGAGGAUGAGCGACUUUCAAAGGUUGAACUAUGUUUGAACAUGUUUGCUGCAAUUUCAAUGAUGCUCCAAUUGGUUUCCGAUAUGAUGCCCAAGGCUUCUCGUCUCCCAUUACUCGGAAAUUAUAUUAUUGCGGAGAUUUUUGUUGUGACAGCAGCAACAAUUGCAUCAAUUAUUAUCCAACAAACGCAUCAUCAUGUUCAUACAAGUGCAAUUCGGCCACGGAGAUGGUUACGAUGUUUAGUUCUUUGUGAAUGCAGAAGAAGAAGAUUUUCUAUAUCAGAAGCAAGUACUGUUUCCAGUGUAGAUGUUCCAGAGCACGCGAUUCAAUCAUUCUCUAUUCUCAAGUCAUCAUUACAUCAAACAGCAGUUCUAGUUCGUGAUACUCUCCAACGGAUGUCUUUAAUAAGUGAAAACCAAUUGCUUUGGCUUAAAAUUCUCGACAAAACUGAUUUAAUGUGUCUUUUUCUGUUUCAAGUUGCUAAUAUUGUCGUUACAGCAGUUUUUUGGAGAUAA
Messenger RNA from Caenorhabditis elegans, 1278 nucleotides. It is a transcript of the gene lgc-6, whose product is annotated as Neurotransmitter-gated ion-channel ligand-binding domain-containing protein. Gene Ontology annotation, biological process: monoatomic ion transmembrane transport; monoatomic ion transport. NCBI's taxonomy places the organism in Eukaryota, Metazoa, Nematoda, Chromadorea, Rhabditida, Rhabditidae. Bases 1 to 1278 code for a protein of 425 amino acids. Gene Ontology annotation, cellular component: membrane; synapse. The record is from RefSeq and is marked reviewed. Gene Ontology annotation, molecular function: extracellular ligand-gated monoatomic ion channel activity; transmembrane signaling receptor activity; monoatomic ion channel activity. The transcript has 9 exons.